This is a messenger RNA of Saccharomycopsis crataegensis, 1371 nucleotides long. It is a transcript of the gene ERG13, whose product is annotated as hydroxymethylglutaryl-CoA synthase. Gene Ontology annotation, molecular function: hydroxymethylglutaryl-CoA synthase activity. NCBI's taxonomy places the organism in Eukaryota, Fungi, Ascomycota, Saccharomycetes, Ascoideales, Saccharomycopsidaceae. Gene Ontology annotation, biological process: ergosterol biosynthetic process; acetyl-CoA metabolic process. The transcript has 2 exons. Bases 1 to 1371 code for a protein of 456 amino acids. The record is from RefSeq and is a predicted model, not a curated record.
AUGUCUCCAAAAAACGUUGGUAUCAAGGCUAUUGAAAUCUACAUUCCUUCUGAAUUUGUCAACCAAUCUGACUUGGAAAAAGCCGAUGGGGUUUCUGCUGGAAAAUACACUAUUGGUUUGGGCCAAACAAACAUGGCCUUUGUCAAUGACCGUGAAGAUAUUUACUCCAUGGCUCUUACAGUCACUUCUAACUUGUUGAAGAACAACAGCAUUGACCCAAACUCUAUUGGUAGAUUGGAAGUUGGUACUGAAACUUUGUUGGAUAAAUCAAAGUCUGUCAAGUCGUUAUUGAUGACCUUGUUUGGUGGUAACUACGAUAUUGAAGGUAUUGACACCGUCAAUGCUUGUUACGGUGGUACCAAUGCUUUAUUCAACUCUAUUAACUGGAUCCAAUCCGAUGCUUGGGAUGGAAGAGACGCUAUUGUCGUUGCUGGUGACAUUGCCAUCUACUCUGAAGGAGCUGCCAGACCAACUGGUGGUGCCGGUACCGUUGCCUUGCUUGUUGGUCCAGACGCUCCGAUUGUUUUUGAAAGCGCUCGUGGUUCUUUCAUGGAACACGCUUACGAUUUCUACAAGCCAAACUUCACUUCUGAAUACCCUGUCGUCGAUGGUCACUUCUCAUUGGCUUGUUACGUCAAGGCCUUUGACCACGCUUACAGAGCUUACUCUGCCAAGGCCAUCAAGAAAGAAUUGGAAUAUCCAAAGGAUGCCGCUUACUCCAAGCCUUUGUCCAAAGACGUUGUUGGUAUGCAAUUCUUUGACUACAAUGUUUUCCACGUCCCAACUUGUAAAUUGGUCACCAAGACUUACGGUAGAAUGAUGUACAAUGACUAUCUUGCUGAUCCAAAGGCUUUUGAAGGCCAAGAAAUUGACCCUGCUUUCUCGACUAUGAGCUACACUGACUCUUUGACUAAUAAGGCCGUCGAAAAGGCUUUUGUCGGUUUGAGUAAGCCUUUGUUCAAGGAAAGAGUUGAACAAUCAUUGAACGUUCCAACCAACAUUGGUAACACAUAUACUGCCUCUGUUUACGGUGCUUUGGCCUCAUUAUUGUUCUAUAUCGGUAACGAAAAAUUACAAGGCAAGAGAAUUGGUUUGUUCUCUUACGGUUCUGGUUUAGCCUCCUCUUUGUUCUCUGCCAAGGUUGUUGGUGAUAUCAGCGCCAUCACUAAAAACUUGGACAUUGACAACAAAUUGAACAACAGAUUCAAGAGAACUCCAGAAGAAUACAUUGCUGCCAUCGCUUUGAGAGAAUCUAUUCACUUGCAAAAGAGCUACGAACCAAAGGGUACCACUGAACACUUGAGAUCCGGAACCUACUACUUGGUCAACAUCGAUGACAAAUACAAGAGAGAAUACAAGGUCAAGAACUAA